Molecule: messenger RNA, 3818 nt
Organism: Pimephales promelas (fathead minnow)
Lineage: Eukaryota; Metazoa; Chordata; Actinopteri; Cypriniformes; Leuciscidae
Gene: abi3bpb
Product: ABI family member 3 binding protein b
Biological process (GO): extracellular matrix organization; positive regulation of cell-substrate adhesion
Molecular function (GO): protein binding
Source: RefSeq, a predicted model, not a curated record
UCCUCGCACUGUCUAUCACUCAGCAGAGGCACACAGUGAGCUCAAGAAGUCUUGACCUGACACCAACUCAAGCAGAAGAACCAGCAGCAACUGUCUUAGAGAAGUCCGGCAGCAUCCCUUCUCGAUUGGAGCAGAGCACCAUGGCAGGCAGCACUGUCCUUCACUUGGGCUUCCUUCUGACGCUCGCAGGAAUUCUCCUCCUCGCAUGCAGCUCCGCGCAAAGAGUCAGAGUAAGAAGACAGAAUAUGAAGGUUCGGAUCAACGCCACUGGGGAUACCAUAGUUUUGAAGUUUGUUCGUCCCAACCCUGACAUCAAACUGGAGGGCUACAUCUUAGGCUAUGGUUCCAGCAUGUUCUCCAAACAGUUCAUCCAACUUCCAGAAAACGGGGAACCCUAUGAGACCGAGAUUGAUGCUGAGCCCAAGUAUCUGGUGGCUGUUCAGCCCAUCCCAACCAAUGAUGUGAAGAAGCAUUGCACAGGUAAGGUGAACCUGGACAAACCUCUUCACCUGGUGAUCGAUUCUGUCACGCCGACAUCUGUGCUACUAUCCUGGGGAACCUACUUAAAGACACCCUACGAGGGAAACAUCAUGAACGACUGCUUGGAGGACGGGCAUUACACCAUCCGCUAUAGAGAAAGGAACAGGAAGUGGAUCUACCAAACCUGCCCCACCUCUGAUACUGUUAUCGACAACCUCAAGCCCAACACACCCUAUGAAUUCGGCGUCCGAUCCAACAAAGACGACCGUAGUGGAAUGUGGAGCAAGCCAGUGAUCCACAACACCAACAUGGGAGACAAAAACUUCCAGAUAACCUACAAGCCGAACAGACCCCUUGUCAAUACCUUGGCUGGACCUCACAGCAGUCUGUUCCCUCGACAUGGUAUCCCCAACAUAAGCCAGCCAGGAUCGCCCAAAAACACAGGCGUUAAUGGAGGUCCCAAGACAUCUUUUGCUCCGCCAAUGGGUCAGCAAGGAACUGUGGCUGCUCCAAGAGCCAAUGAGCCAAAAUGGCCUCAGCUCUCAUUGGAUUCAAACAGCCAUGUUAGAAAUGACUCCUCUCAGCUGGUGGAGGUCCUUCCUGUCCUUCCCCAACACCCACCCACUAAAUCCUCCCGUCCUUCAGUCACCCCUGCCCCCAAUUCCUUACCCAGCAGUACCCGGACACCCCUACACGGACACCCUCACACCAGGGCACCUAAUGCCACUCAGAUGCCACAUAGUUCCUCUGGUAAGAGCAUCCGGAGAGACUCCAUCUCUUCUCUUCCAUCCAAACCCAUCGAUUCAGUCCUAACAGUGACCACCAGGAACCAGACGUCACUGAGCAGAAACCCUUUCUCUCUCUCUAAUGGCAUGAGACAUUCUUCCCCCAGGCCUGGCGACUCCUCUAGAAGAUAUGGGGUUAACGGUGAGCACCAUAAGGGACUUUCUCUCCCCAAACACGUCAUGUGGUCCAGACCAAGAAUGGGUUCUCCAGCAGCACGCCCUCCUAUUCCACCAAAAAAGCCUAAUCUUGUGGGCAAGCCUGGAGAAUUAGCAGACAAGAUAGCAGACCUGAAUCAGGACAAAGAUUCUUUUUUUAAACCCAAGCCACCACCUGUUACAGCAAAACCAUCCAAACCAAAGACAACAUCUCCUGCAGUGACAGCACCCCGAUUUGAGACCUGGGAGAACUCUUCUGUAUUCAGCUCUGUUCCUGCUUCUAAAGUUGAUGCCUUGGGCAAAGAACGCUACAUUGCUCCACAUGUGGUCUACAAGACAGAUAAGAAGCCAGAUGAGCCCUGCUCCAUCACCACCUCUCUGAGUUACUUCCCUCAGGAGGAGGGUGGAGAACAAAAUGUCACUAACCCUCCAAAAACAGCCCCAUCCAAUCUCACUGUUGUAACCGUGGAAGGAUGCCCCUCCUUCAUUAUUCUCGACUGGGAGAAAACCGAUAAUGAAACAACAGAAUAUGAGGUUAUCUCAACAACUAAAGGUCCUGAUGGUGAACAGGUUUCUAUUCUGACCACCAACCAGACUCAUACAGCUGUGGAGAACCUUAAACCAGAGAGCAGUUAUGAAUUCAAGGUGAAGCCCAAGAAUGAGCUUGGUGAAGGGCCACCCAGCGAACCAGUGUCUUUCAACACAGAGUCUGCGGAUCCGCGAGUGAGCGAGAACGUCUCAGGUAAAGAUGCCAUUUGGACCCAGUUCCCCUUCAAAACCGACUCCUACUCCGAGUGCAACGGGAAGCAGUAUGUGAAGAGGACAUGGUACCGCAAAUUUGUUGGCAUCCAACUCUGCAACUCCCUUCGGUACAAGAUCUACUUGAGCGACUCCCUCAACGGUAAAUUCUACAAUAUUGGAGACCAGACGGGUCACGGUGAAGACCACUGCCAGUUUGUGGACUCAUUCCUAGAUGGCAGAACAGGAACUCAGCUUCCUGCAGACCAGCUACCAUCAAGGCCAGGUUUCUACAGAGCAAUGAGACAAGAGCCAGUCCACUUCGGCCAGAUAGGUGGAAACUCUCACAUCACCUACAUUGCAUGGUACGAGUGUGGUACACCAAUCCCAGGGAAAUGGUAGGACAGCGUCCAGACAGAACCCUGAAGAGCAACUCUCAUUGGUUGGGGUCGGUGCCUGCUAAUGUCACAUGACAGUUUUGUUUUGUUGUUUUUACUGUUCACCCCCACCAAUGAUAGUGAGUUUGGUCACUCCUCAGCCUACAUCACCGAAAGUUCGUACCAUGUAUAAUAGUGUACAGGAUUAAAGAGUCAGGGAAUACUUUUUAGGGCAUUUGUGACAUGUAAUAGCAAAACAAUGCCUCAUCUUUUUAUUUAUCGUACAGUAACUAGAACAAAAAAAAAAAUUAGUUCAUUAUGAGAAAUACACCGGAUACAUUGAAGUGAUGAACAUAAAAAAAGAAAGGUAAAAAAAUACUUGUUUAAAUAUUGGGAAGCUGGCUCCCUGAAACUAUUUUGAUAUUUUGUGUAAUAUUAUUUAUCAAAGUUUGUGGUUUCUUCACUGGUUUUCUUUCAGUGAGAAAGGGCCAGGCUUUUAUUAAGUGCUUUUAAGACAGCCUGGGCUUUUGUCUACCACCAGAGGCAGCUGUAUUAGUUUAGGUCUCUGUUCUGUCAGAUUAUAUGUAUAGCUGGGACUCUUCGCUAUGUUGCUUUUACAAACACAUUGUACUGGCUCAACAAGUCAGCUUACCCACACUAGAAUAGAAAGGAUGGACUCAAGACGACAACACGUCUAUGUUUACAAUGGGUUGGGAUGAACAUAAUCAUUUUCUUUACAUGCGCACGCACAUCUACACGCACGCACAUCUACACACACACACAACACAUGCAAAUUCUCAUUCACUCAGAUGCUUUGUACCAUGGCUGUUGUCUUCCCAUGUAUGUCCUGGUAUAUUUGAUGGUUCUAGAUAGUAAGGAUGACCUUACUCUUGCAAUUUGCACAGCACAAAUGUAUUUAUAUGUAUAUGGAGAGAGUAUUUUUUUCAGGAAACCUAUGAGAGAAUUAAAGACCUUCCCCCUCAAGCUUGUGAAACACGAUACAAGUUUUUAAAAAUAAUUCUCGCUUUUUUUGAGUGUUAACCCCCUGAAUACAUUCAAGGAGUCUUGAAGAUUUUAAUACUUCAAGGAGAGCUUGUCUGGGUCCCAUAUUUUGUACAGUUAUGUCCCUGCCAAUCCCUUGGCAGAGUUUCUCUGGCUUAUCCGUAUUUUCAUGGAAUAUGUUUGUAAGAUGAAACUGUUGUUUGUUGUUGUUGUUCUGGAUUUGUUUUCCUCUGUAUGUAUUUUACAAUAAUAAAAACAAGAAGUUUUGUUUCUUUUUUAA